Messenger RNA from Chaetomium globosum CBS 148.51, 1533 nucleotides. RefSeq lists its product as uncharacterized. The transcript is spliced from 2 exons. NCBI's taxonomy places the organism in Eukaryota, Fungi, Ascomycota, Sordariomycetes, Sordariales, Chaetomiaceae. Bases 1 to 1533 code for a protein of 510 amino acids. The record is from RefSeq and is a predicted model, not a curated record. Gene Ontology annotation, molecular function: UDP-N-acetylglucosamine diphosphorylase activity. Gene Ontology annotation, biological process: UDP-N-acetylglucosamine biosynthetic process.
AUGGAGAAGGUCAUGCAAGCUCUGAACCUGGGGGGUAAGGAUGCCCCGCAGGAACCAACACCCCAGGAGCUGUCCGAGCUCAAGCAGAAGUACACCCUCGCCGGGCAGAGCCAGGUGUUUACUUUCUACGACUCCCUGUCCAGCGCCGAGAAGGCGUCACUAUUUCAGCAACUGUCACUCUUCGACCCCACGUACAUCAACGAGAUUGACGCCAAAGCCCGUUCCCCUCCCAAGACCGAAGAUGGCGGGGUCGCCAAACCCUCGCUCGAGCCCCUCCCAGACUCGGCCCGCGCCAGUAUCAUGGACUCCAAGAAGGAGGACAUUGAUCGCUGGUAUGCCCAGGGCCUCGACCUGAUCGCCGCGAACAAGGUCGGUGUCGUGCUCAUGGCUGGUGGCCAGGGCACACGGCUGGGCAGCUCCGCACCCAAGGGCUGCUUCGAUAUUGGCCUUCCUUCCCACAAGUCCCUAUUCCAGAUCCAGGCCGAACGCAUUCGCAAGGUCGAGGAGCUCGCCGCCAAGAAGGCUGGCACUGGCGGCAACGUCACUGUUCCCUGGUACGUCAUGACGUCCGGGCCGACCCGCGGGCCUACCGAGGCGUACUUCAAGGAGCACAAGUACUUCGGCCUGAAGCCUGAGAACGUCGUCAUCUUUGAGCAGGGCGUCCUCCCCUGUAUCUCGAACGAAGGCAAGAUCCUGCUCGAAAGCAAGGGCAAGGUGGCCGUGGCACCCGACGGCAACGGUGGUAUCUACAACGCCUUGGUCGAGUCCAAGGUGCUGGAUGAUAUGAAGAAGCGGGGCAUUGAGCACAUCCACGCCUACUGCGUGGACAACUGCCUCGUCAAGGUGGCCGACCCCGUCUUCAUUGGUUUCUCUGCCUCGGCGAACGUCGACAUCGCUACCAAGGUCGUGCGCAAGCGCAACGCCACCGAGAGCGUCGGCCUUAUCGUUUGCAAGAACGGCAAGCCUGAUGUUGUCGAAUACAGCGAGAUUGACCCGGCCGUCGCUGCCGAGGAGGACCCCAAGCAGCCCGGCGUGCUCAAGUUCCGCUCUGCCAACAUCGUCAACCACUACUACUCGUUCCGCUUCCUCGAGACCAUCCCGGAGUGGGCCAAGACGCUGCCGCACCACGUCGCCCGCAAGAAGAUCCCCUAUGCCGACCUCGAGACUGGCGAGACGGUCAAGCCCACCAAGCCCAACGGCAUCAAGCUGGAGCAGUUUGUCUUUGACGUCUUCCCCAUGCUGGACAUGAGCAAGUUCGCCUGCUUGGAGGUGCGCCGUGAGGACGAGUUCAGCCCGCUCAAGAACGCGAGCGGCACUGGCGAGGACGACCCCGAGACGAGCAAGUACGACAUCAUGGCCCAGGGCAGGCGCUGGUUGGAGGCCGUGAGCGGCGUCACUAUUGUCAGCGAUGACUUCAAGGCUGGGAUCGAAGUGAGCCCGUUGAGGAGCUAUGGUGGCGAAGGUCUCGAGAACGCUGUUUCCAAGGACAAAACCAAGACUUUUGUAGCCCCUGCCGUCUUGGAGGUGGAAUAA